Molecule: messenger RNA, 945 nt
Organism: Aureococcus anophagefferens
Lineage: Eukaryota; Pelagophyceae; Pelagomonadales; Pelagomonadaceae
Exons: 1
Biological process (GO): tRNA methylation; rRNA base methylation
Molecular function (GO): RNA methyltransferase activity; iron-sulfur cluster binding
Source: RefSeq, a predicted model, not a curated record
AUGGCGACUGCGACUCGAGUAACCGCGGACGUCGCCGCCAUCGAGGAGUCGGUGAGCGCGCCCGACGGCACGCUCAAGCUGCUCGUGCGCCUCGCCGACGGCGCGGACGUCGAGGCCGUCGUCAUCCCGCCGUCGGGCGGCCCCGCGAAGAACGCGCGCGCCAAGUCGACGGUCUGCGUGUCGUCGCAGGUCGGCUGCCGCCAGGCCUGCGCCUUCUGCGCCACGGGCAAGAUGGGCCUCGCGCGGAGCCUGAGCGGCGUCGAGAUCCUCGCGCAAAUCGCCCUCGCGACGGCCGCGGCGCGGGCCGCGCGGCUGCCGGUGCCGAGGAACGUCGUGUUCAUGGGCAUGGGCGAGCCCGGCGACAACGUCGGGGCCGUGCGCGACGCCGUGGCGGCGCUCGUCGACGGCGCGCGCUUCGCCUACGGCCGGGACCGCGUGACCGUGUCGACGGUGGGCCCGGCGCCGGGCGUCUUCGCCGAGCUCUUCGGCUACGCCGACGCGCCGGCCGUCGCCUGGUCGCUCCACAGCGCCGACGAGGAGCUGCGACGGACGCUCGUGCCGACGGCGAAGCACUCGGCCGCGGAGCUCCGCGACGGGCUGGUCCGCGCGCUGGAGGCGCGGCCGGAGAAGCGGCGCAAGGCCGUCCUCGAGGUCGUGCUCAUCGCGGGCGUCAACGACGGGCCGGGCGACGCCGACGCCAUCGCGGCCUUCGUCAAGCCGAUCGAGGCCGCCUGCACGGGCACGGCGGGCGGGCGCACGGGCGUCUUGGUCAACCUCAUCCCCUACAACGCGAACGAGUCCGUCGACCCGUCCUUCGAACCCCCCGCGCCCGACGCCGUCCAGGCCUUCCAGGCGCGGCUCCGGGACCGCGGCGUCUGGUCCUCGAAGCGCGCGGAGCGCGGCGCCGACGACGCCGCGGCCUGCGGCCAGCUCGCGACGGCGUCG